Funneliformis mosseae is the source of this 825-nucleotide messenger RNA. The record is from the annotation of a GenBank genome assembly. Lineage: Eukaryota; Fungi; Glomeromycota; Glomeromycetes; Glomerales; Glomeraceae.
AUGUCUUUUGAUAUAUUUUGGGAGAAACUUGAUAGACAAGUAGCACAAAAAGUUCAAGAUAUAAUAAAUGAACAUUUUCGUAAUACGAAUAAUAAACCUUCGUUUAUAGGGAAUAUAGAAAUAUCGGAUUUUGAUUUUGGUACUCUAUCACCAUCAAUUGAAAUUAUUGAUGUCACAGAUCCUUUUCCAGAAUUUUAUUUACCCGAUGAUGUUGUAGAAGUUGAUGUUAGUUCUGAUUCUACUGAAUCAAGAAUACUAGGAGAUGGAAUAAGAAGUGGAAGUAGUAGUAAUGGGGUUGGAGUCGGGGUUGGAGUCGGGAGGGAAGGAAUGAGAGAUAGGAAGCAACAACCAAGGUUACGAGAACAAGCAAGGACCGAAAUUCCUUUACAUUUAAGAGAGGAUUAUCAUGAUAAUUUACAAUCAGAAGAAGAAGAAGUACCAUCGAAGCAAGAUACUGAUGCACAAAUUCAUAUCGCAAUAACUUACAAAGGGAACAUGAAAAUGACCAUUUCUACCGAAUUAUAUAUGAAUUAUCCUAGUUUAAUGUUUAUGAGUUUACCUGUUAGGUUGACUGUAACAGGAUUUGAAUUUUCUGCUACAGCUGUGAUUGCAUAUCUUCGACAUCGAAUUAAUUUUUGUUUCUUGGAACCAAAGGAUCCCGAAGAAAGCCUUUUAAAAGAUGUUCACAUUGAGUCCGAAAUUGGUGAUAAAGAAAAGCAAGUUUUGAAGAAUGUAGGAAAAUUAGAGAAAUUUAUUGUUGAUCAGCUAAGGAAAUUAAUCGAUGAAGAUUUUGUAUUUCCAAGUUAUCAAUCUCUUGAAUUAUAA